Messenger RNA from Sphaeroforma arctica JP610, 1704 nucleotides. RefSeq lists its product as hypothetical. Gene Ontology annotation, biological process: ribosomal large subunit biogenesis. Lineage: Eukaryota; Ichthyosporea; Ichthyophonida. The record is from RefSeq and is a predicted model, not a curated record. Gene Ontology annotation, molecular function: nucleic acid binding; zinc ion binding. Gene Ontology annotation, cellular component: preribosome, large subunit precursor. The transcript has 2 exons. The coding region runs from base 190 to 1323 and encodes 377 amino acids.
GUCUUGUGAUUACAAUAGGUAGGAGAAGUUCAACUUGCAUAUAUAUUCUUUUGGUCUGCAAUCUGUAUUUUAUACAUACAGUUGGAGGCGAAGUAACAAUAACACACAAGUAAGCAUCCGUACACAGCAGAUCUCAGUCACAUAUCUCUAAUUGUGAGUCUUAGCAAUACAUUCGAUUCGAUAAAUACCAUGAGCGCUUCACAGGGUCAGAUGCACACAUGCGUGUCUUGUCGGGUGGCAUUUCCCAGUCAGGAAUCACAACGUACACACUACCGAAAUGAUUGGCACAGGUACAAUCUGAAGCGUAAAGUAGUCAAUCUACCCCCAGUUACAGCCGAGAAUUUUAAUGCCCGUAUUGAAGCCAAGAAAGCUGAGGCGGCCGCCGCAGAGGCAGAGGCGCUAUUAAGUGGCAAGUGUGUAGCAUGUAAUAAGACAUAUGCAUCGAAAAAUCAGCUUGCUAAUCACAAAACAUCCAAAAAGCACAAGGAAGCCGUGGUCGAAUAUGAACUAAAACAGGCAGAACUUAAAAACAAUCCCGUACCGGAGGCUAAAAAUAGCACACAUCAGGAUGGUGUUGGUGAAGACGACGAUGACGAAGAUAUUGAAGAUGUAGAAGAGUUUGAACUAGAAGUUACAGACUGUUUGUUCUGUUCAGCACCCCAUGAUAGCCUAGAAGACAAUGUUCAACACAUGGCUCUAUCGCAUAGUUUCUUUAUACCAGAUGCUGAGUAUCUGAUUGAUUUGGAGGGGUUAAUAAACUAUCUUGGGCUUAAGAUCACAGAAGGUAAUCUGUGCUUAUUCUGUGCGGAUCAUAAAGAGUUCCGAAGUGCGCGAGCCGUGCGAUCGCAUAUGAAUGAGAAGGGCCAUACGAUGCUGGCGUAUCAUGAUGAUUGCUUCGAUGAAUAUGAGGACUACUAUGACUUCUCAUCGAGUUACCCCGAUUACGAUGAAAACAAUCCCCGUGGAGAUGAAGAAGUGCUGGAUAACACCAUCCAGAUCAACGAGAAUGACGAGUUAGUACUGCCCAGUGGCAAGAAGAUAGGUCACCGCGACUUUAAUGUGUACUACAAACAGAACCAGAAGCCCGGAACGGAGGUGGUCAUUGGCGGCUCAAAUGCGAGCGGUAAAGUGAAGAAGAACAAUCACCAGUUGAUGAUAGGACAGCAGGUGACCAAGGGAGGCAAUGCGAUGCAGAUCAGCAGCAUGGUGGAGAAGAACGAGCGGGCCAAGCGCGUUCAAAAGAAGGAGAGGGACAACUGGUAUCUCAAAAUCGGAAUGUCAGCCAACAAUCAAAAGCAUUUCCGACUCCAGAAUCCAAUGUAGAUUAUUCAUCUCUAUUGCAGCUCGGUCCAGAUGCAUGUCGUGCACACACAUCUGUCAUGCAUAUAGACAUAUUUGGAUCUGUACAUAAGCUAAAACAUUCAUCACGUCUUUGCACUGAGGGGACUUAUGGGUGGAUUCAUUCUGGAAUAAUCUGUUCUGUGUCGCCUCUUGAGAAACUAUUGUGCUACGAUUGUAGCUUGGUGGGACAUACUUGUUCAUGGGCCCAAAAUACAAUCGACUUAAAAUAUUUUUGGGCAUUUGCUCAUAAAAGAGCAAUUGAGAAUUGGCCGUUAAUGGACCGAUAAGUCCAUUUCGAAACUGAAAGACAUAGUCAGCUUUAAGCGGAUGGAUUAUAAUAAAUACUGUAUAGAUUAUUGCUUU